AUGAAUCGUACAAGAUUUUUAACUACAUAUGAUGAAUCACAGAAUAAUUUAGAAAAUUAUUUGACUGAUAAUAGUAAUAAUAAUAAUAAUAAUAAUCACAAUACAUAUAUUCCACCAUUUGAUCUAUGCUCUCGUCCAGUCCCAAUAAAUUUUCAUACUUUCAAUAAUUACCAAUCCACUGAGCAGAUGGGUUUUGAAACAAAUCCACUGAAUGCAAAGCCUAUCAACAAUCAAUUUCCAGACUAUUCUCAUACAUUAUUCAAUAAACAUGUUCAUAGUCAUGCGAUGAAUACUAGUGGUAACAAUGACUGUGUUUACAAUGAAUUACACAAUUCACAAAUAAAAUCUAAUUUAUUCGAUGCAGGAUUAAAUUUAACUACAUAUUUAACUUCGAAUGGUUAUCAACAACAAGGAUUAGCUAAAUCUACAAUUGGAAUUCAUUCUUAUUUACAAGCCAAUAACAAUAAUGAUAUGCUUAAUGCUGAUGUGAAAUGUGAUUUAGAAAUAUCGAAUUCUCAUUUGAAAUAUCAUCCCCUUUGUGUUCCACAUCCUUCGGAACAUUUUAAUGCUUUGAAGAAAUUUAACGAGACUGCAAUCAAUUCAGCUGAAAACAAUCAAUCGUUGACAACACAUUUGCCGACAAACUAUCGAUUCCCGGUAUAUCCAAUUAAUCAUCCAGUAAGAAAUAAUUUCACCCUAUCGAAUUCAACAUCAAAUCAUACAUUAUUCAAUGAUAUCUCCUCUUUUAUUUAUGACAAUCAAUUAUCCUCCAUUAAUCAGACACUUUGUUAUCAACGCAAUUUACACUUGAAACAACAACAGUCACAAUCACAAUCACAACAAGAGAAUACCAUAAAAGAAUCACAAACUCAACAAAAACCAACGAAACGAAGUGAUUCAAAUAAGCUUUCAUCAACUACAAAUCAAUCAGAGGUGAAUAAUGCACAAGAUAGUUCAGUAAAACCACCAUAUUCUUAUAUUGCGUUGAUAGCAAUGGCUAUUUCAUCUCAGUAUGAUGGGAAAGCAACAUUGAAUGGAAUUUAUCGUUAUAUUAUGGAUAAUUAUCCUUAUUAUCGUGAGAAUAAACAAGGUUGGCAAAAUUCCAUUCGACACAAUUUAAGUUUAAAUGAUUGUUUCAUUAAAGUGCCAAGAGAUGAUACAAAACCAGGCAAAGGUUCCUAUUGGGCUUUACAUCCAGAAGCACAUGGUAUGUUUGAUAAUGGUUCGUAUUUAAGGCGGAAACGUCGAUUUAAAACUGAUUUCACAUCAACAGAACGUUAUUGUAGCAUGAAAAAGCGGAGUUUCAUUGAAGAGAAUUUGAUGAAUUCAAUUAAAAAAAAGAAUUUAGCAAAAACUAAUUGUAGUGAUCCUAUUGAUGAUUCAAGAAACACUCUGGCACUGACUCAUGAAACAGACGCAAUCAAUGACGUCAGCAAUUAUGAUGAUGAUGAUGAUGAUGACAAUGACUAUGACAAUGAAAGAAUCGAUUAUUCUAAUAACAAUAGUGACAAUGACCUUGCAGAUAAGAACAAGAAUAUUACAAAAUUAACAGAUUGUCAAAUCGCAUCGAAAUCAAAUUAUCCACCGAAUUCAGCUACAUUUCAAACAAACAAUGAUUUUAUGGAAGUGAAUAUGACUGCGAACACUGUUAGUACAGUUAGUAGUGACACAAGCACUCAACCAAUGAUCACAUCGAAUACUGCAUAUCAUCCUUUGUUGAGUUUACAGCGUCAAGUAGUAGUGACACAACCCAAUGUGAACAAUUAUUCUUUCAUUAGAAUGAACAAUUCGGAGGAGGAUCAUCAAUCUUGUCUGAAUUUGAACACACCGACAAAAUAUAAGGAUGAAUUUCCUCAAGGUCACUGGUAUAAUUAUUAUUCCACAGAUGUUAUAUCAAAGCAUUCUGAUAUGAUUAAAAGUUUCAAUGAAUCUUUUCAAAAUAAUGAGCUUGAAAGUUAUGCUAGAAAUAGUCAUCUACAGGAAACGAUUAAUUCAAUUUAUACGAACCAGUGUCAAUAUUAUAUGUCUACAAAUUUACAACAAAAUAAAAUUAAUGAUUUAUCAUCAUCAUCUAUGAAUAAUCAAUUGGACAAUGAACAAUAUAAAUCAUUUCAAACGUUUAGUACGGCGGGAUUGAAUACAGAGACAUCUUGCAAUAUAAGUAAUAACACUUCCACUAAUAAUAAUAAUAAUAUCAAUAACACUAAUGAUACAAAUGAAAUUAAGUUGCAUGAAAAAUUAUCACAAUGUCCAAAAUCCAAUCUAGUAUCGUUUUGUUCUAAAAGAAAUGACUACUUCAAUCAACCAUCUUGGUUGAAAAGUGAAAAUUCGACAACAACGUUGUGGAAUAAAAUAUCAGACGUAUGUGUUUCCGAAUCAAAUACCUCAUUUGUAAACAAUCAAUUAUUAUCUUGGUCAAAAUCACCAGUUAACGAAAUUACAGGUCAAAGUACAAAUGAACUAAGUCAUCAUAGUCAACCAGAUUAUCAUCAGGAUCUCUUCAAUGUCCAAGGUGAUCAAGUGUCAAGUAAACACAUAUUAACUCCAUUAGAAUCAAUGAAAACUACAGCAGUUGCAAUUGCCCAACAAGCAAAUAUAGCAAAAUAUCAACAGAAUACUAAUUCUGACAGUAAUGAAAGUGAUAUCGACUGUGAAACAUCAUGGAAUCAUUGUAAUUCAACAAGUAUUAAAUGUUCAACAGAAGAAAUGACUGCUGUUAAAAAAGUGGAAAUCUUGGAGAAUCCACUUCCUGAUUGGUAUUCAACGUGUAAUAUCACUCAAGAAAAGAAUAAUCAUAAACCUAUUCUAGAGAGUAUAAAUUUACCUAAUCCAUACACAUCAUGUAUAUCUACAGUUGAAAAUUCGUCAACAAGUUCAAAUGAAUCACAUUUAAUUUAA
Molecule: messenger RNA, 2898 nt
Organism: Schistosoma turkestanicum
Lineage: Eukaryota; Metazoa; Platyhelminthes; Trematoda; Strigeidida; Schistosomatidae
Source: the annotation of a GenBank genome assembly